Messenger RNA from Thrips palmi, 6042 nucleotides. It is a transcript of the gene Sec24AB, whose product is annotated as protein transport protein Sec24A. Gene Ontology annotation, cellular component: endoplasmic reticulum exit site; COPII vesicle coat. The coding region runs from base 104 to 4378 and encodes 1424 amino acids. Gene Ontology annotation, biological process: COPII-coated vesicle cargo loading; intracellular protein transport; endoplasmic reticulum to Golgi vesicle-mediated transport. NCBI's taxonomy places the organism in Eukaryota, Metazoa, Arthropoda, Insecta, Thysanoptera, Thripidae. The record is from RefSeq and is a predicted model, not a curated record. Gene Ontology annotation, molecular function: zinc ion binding; SNARE binding. The transcript is spliced from 20 exons.
GCCGCCAUUGCCACGUAAUGUUGGAACCAAAACAGACGAGCGUCGAAUUCCGAAUGUGGCUGUCUGUCUGUUGAGGAUGACGAUAUCCUGAAAUUUUAAUUUGAUGGCCAACAACUACAGUGGCUCUGUGCCACAAUUCCCACAUGCUGGUGAACAGCCUCUCCUAGCAAAAAUGCCUGCAGCCAUGCCUAUGCCUAAUGGUGCACCACCUCACUGGGGCCAAGAAGUAGAUUUUAAAUCCAGUUUAACUAGUCAAACUGCGCCACCUGUGCAUGCUACAACAAAUGGCACAAGAAGCUCAUCUCAACAUAGUCAUCAAGGUAGUCUAUCGUCCCACUCGUCUCGAGACUCAUCUCCAGCUCCGUCCCGCAUAGGAGUGGUCCAUCCAAAUGCGUGGUCCACCAGCAAUUCGCAUAACCACAGCAAUCUAGUACCCAGUGACAAUUCUUUGAGUAUUCCUAACCGAGCUCAGCAACCGUCUCAACUUUCACCUUUGAGCAGUGGUGGUCCCACAGUAAUGACCAACUCUGCAUCCCAAGGACAUGUACCUAUUCCAAAUUUGCAGUCAUCUCCAGGACAAAGAAUGCCCCCCAUUGGCCAGGUGCCUCCAGGACCUCAACAAAUGCCCUCAGGGUCCUUCCCACUCUCUCUGCAAAGGCCACUGGGCCCUGUGUCCAGUGCACCCUCGUCAACACUUGGACCGUCAGCACCUCAAGAUUCUACAUCACAAAAUUCAACUGGGAAUCUUCUAACCACGCCUGCUCCAAGUUCGCAAACACAAGCACAGCAACCUCAAGGAAAUUUUGUUGCGGUGUCAUCAUCUGCAGGAUUGCCUCCGCAGAAUUCCUAUGGAACUGUGGGACCUCAAGCAUCACCACAUCAAUUAGGUUCACCUGGGCAGCAGCAACCCUCCCUGAAUCAAGGACCACCAAGGCCCAUGGGACAAGCUUUCCCUAUGCAGGGGCCGUCGAGAGCUGCACCAACGACGCAGGCUUCCACAGCACUUGUACCUCCAAUGCAAAUGCCAACCAACACGGGUCCAAUGCCUCCCGCACAAACUGCACCCGCUCAUGGACCAAUGCCUGGAAGACAGAUGCCUCCAGGUGCAGGACAACCAUUACCUCCCAGUUCUGCUGCUCAAAGCACGCCUCCAGUACCUGGUCAACAGAUGCCACCAAUGCCAGGACAACAGUCAUAUAUGAUGAUGGGACCAAAGCCCUCAGCUCCUGGACAACAAAUGCAGCCUGGAUUUGGACAGACAAUGCCGCUGGGUCCCGGCCAAAAUAUGCCUCCAAAUCUCCAAAUGCACCCGGGUUUCAAUCAGCAAAUGCCACCUGGACCUGGGCAACAGAUGCAGACAGGCCGAGUGCCCCAAAUGCCACCUAUGUCAGCUGGACCUCCUGGACAAAUGCCUCCAAGGCAGAUGCCCCCAGGCCCAGGCCUAUACCCUCAAAGACCGCCACAGGGACCACCACAAGGGCCUCCGCAAGGACCUCCGCAAGGACCUCCGCAAGGACCUCCGCAAGGACCUCCGCAAGGACCUCCGCAAGGACCUCCGCAAGGACCUCCGCAAGGACCUCCGCAAGGACCUCCGCAAGGACCUCCGCAAGGACCUCCGCAAGGACCUCCGCAAGGACCUCCGCAAGGACCUCCGCAAGGACCUCCACAAGGACCUCCGCAAGGGCUUCCCCUAAUGCCUCCCCAAGGGCCUCCCCAAGGGCCCCCACAGGGCUUGCCCCAAGGGCCAUCUCAAGUGCCUCCCUCUCAACUGCCACCAGGACCUUCAGGUCAGUGGCCCUCCGGGCCUGGAGGCCCCUCACGACCAUUCUACCCAGUGCACCAAGGACUAGCUACAUCACCUCUGGGACCGCAGCCUUACUCUGGACAACAGCCAUCGGUCAUGCCAAUUCUCCCACAACCAAUUCAAUCUCUUUCUGGCCAGGUUCUCCAGAGACCUGUUCAGCCAUUAGGCCAAGAAGGCCAGUAUAUACCAAAACAAAUGGUGUCUGGUCCUUUAGCUCAUGAUUUAGGCCUACGGAGGUAUCCACAGCAACAGAUGCAUCCAGCUGGCCCCGAUAGUCUAUCAACACCUAUGUCAAAUUUAAGUGUAACCCAAGCUGGUUACAACAAACUUUGGGGCCAAGAACAUUAUGACCUACUUCAGAGUCGAAACAUUUUACCCCCUGAAAAAGUUGAAGCUCCAAAAAUUAGACUAACAGCUGAUUUCCAGAACAGUGUAAAUUGCAGUCCUGAUAUCUUCCGAUGUACUCUUACGAGGAUUCCAGAAACGGAUUCUCUUUUGAAGAAGUCAAGAUUACCACUAGGUGUACUCAUUCAUCCAUUCAGGGAUCUUCAUAAUUUGCCUGUUAUUCAAUGUAACCCUAUUGUUCGAUGUCGUAUCUGCCGCACCUAUAUCAAUCCCUUUGUAUAUUUUAUGGACGAGAAACAUUGGAAAUGUAACCUCUGCUUUAGAGUCAAUGAACUGCCAGACGAAUUUCACUAUGAUCCAGCCACUAAAACCUAUGGAGAGCCCAUGAGAAGACCAGAAGUAAAAUCAGCCACAAUUGAAUUUAUAGCUCCUGCAGAAUACAUGCUGAGGCCACCUCAACCUGCAGUGUAUCUGUUCUUGUUGGAUGUGUCCCGUCUCGCUGUGGAAAGUGGCUAUCUGCAAGUAGUAUGCGAAACACUUCUUACUGAACUCGAGCACCUCCCUGGUGAUGGUCGCACCUCUGUGGGCUUCAUCACGUUCGACUCUGCCGUUCAUUUCUACAGUCUAGCUGAAGGAUUGAGUGCUCCUCAGCAGAUGGUUGUCAUGGAUAUUGAUGAUAUCUUCUUGCCCUGUCCUGAAAAUUUAUUGGCUAAUCUCGGUGAGAGAAAGGAACUCAUUCAAAACUUGUUGCUGUUGUUGCCAACAAAAUUUUCUGAACAGUAUGACACUGGGAGUGCUCUUGGAGCAGCAUUACAGGCGGCCUUCAAGCUCAUGAGUCCAACUGGAGGGAGAGUUACCGUAUUCCAGUGCUGCUUACCCAACAAAGGACCUGGCACAUUGAAGGCAAGAGAAGACCCUGCCAACAGGGCAUCCAAAGAUGUCCCGCAUCUUAAUCCUGCCACUGACUUCUACAAGCAGCUCGCUCUCGAGUUCUCUGGGCAGCAAACAGCUGUUGACCUAUUUCUUCUCAACCAACAAUAUUCUGAUCUUGCUACCAUUUCUGGUGUCUCAAGAUUUUCAGGUGGUUGCAUAUAUCACUUCCCACUUUUCCAGUCUAGCAACAUUCAGUUAUGUGACAGUUUUGAAACUGCUUUCCGACGCUAUCUUGAACGUAAGAUUGGCUUUGAGGCUGUCAUGAGGAUAAGAUGCAGCAGAGGGCUGUCUAUUCAUACAUUCCAUGGAAACUUCUAUGUUCGUUCAACGGAUUUACUGUCGUUACCAAAUAUUAAUCCAGAUGCCGGCUUUGGAAUGCAAGUUUCAAUUGAAGAAAAUCUAUCUGAUAUGCAGAGUAUAUGUUUCCAAGCUGCAUUGCUGUACACCUCUGGGAAAGGUGAAAGAAGAAUUCGUGUCCACACCAUGUGUUUGCCUACUGGUAAUAGCUUACCUGAUAUCUUGCACAGUGCUGAUCAACAAUGCAUUAUUGGCCUCCUUGCCAAAAUGGCGGUGGAUAGAUCUCAGCAAUCGUCAUUGUCAGAUGCAAGGGAUGCAUUUAUUAAUGUGGCAAUAGAUGCAUUGUCAGCCUACAAACUAACACAGUCGUCUGUGAUGGGUGCUGGACUGCUAGCUCCUAGGAGUCUUAGAUUAUUACCUCUCUACAUUGUUGCUUUGCUCAAAAAUGUGGCCUUCCGAUCAGGCACAACUACAAGACUGGAUGAUCGUGUGUAUGCCAUGUGUCAAAUGAAAACUUUACCUCUAACCCACCUCAUUCAAUUCAUUUAUCCGGAUAUGUACCCCGUGCAUGCCCUAGACCAAUAUGAGGAAGUGAUGAUUGAGGAAACAGCUUUAACAAUCCCCCCCAGAUUACAUUUGUCAGCAGAGAAAGUCAGUUCCCAAGGGGCUUUUCUUUUGGAUGCUGGAGAUCAAAUGCUACUGCUUGUUGGACGGGCAAUACCUCCCAUCUUCUGUGAAAAUGUCCUUGGAGUUUCUUCCUUCAGUGCCAUUCCUGAGGACAUGUUUGACCUACCAGAAAUCGAUUGUGAAGACUCGCGUAGAUUACGCAACUUUGUGUCAUAUCUUCAAUCAGAGAAACCUUACUGUGCCACUUUUCAUGUAAUUAGGGAAGACAGUAAACAACGCUCUAAAUUCUUUGAACGCCUAAUUGAAGAUCGCACCGACUCUUCUUUAUCUUACUAUGAAUUCUUACAACACAUAAAAAAUCAGAUCAAAUAAUGUGCCUUACUACCUACCAUACUACAUUUUCUUAUUAAGUUCAUAUUGUGCUUGACUUGGGAACAGUUAAAGCACAAGCCUGAUUUUGUGGUAUUCUGUAAUAAUGCUUGAACUAAGAGUCUACUUGUUGUUAAAGUUUUGUCUUCUUUGUUGUAAAAGCCUUGAGGACAUUUUUUGUUUGUCCAUUCAAUGGUUCAACAUACAAUGUACAGUAAAAGAAAGUUUCUAAAGUGCGUUGGCUUUCUGUCUAUGGUGAUAUGGUGCUUUACUAUUUUGUAUUUUAUUGUGUGAAUUCUGUUCUUUCAUUGAUUUUUACCAUAUAGAAUUGCAAUUUGAUUCUGUGACUUGUAUGUAAGAGUGAGUGAUGUUUAUGAAUCCCAUGUAUACUUGCAUUAUUGAUUGAAUGUUUCCAUUUGUGAUUGUUUGUUCAUACUCGACUGUAACCUGUGUUGAGCUAAGUUCUCGUGAUUUUUUUGUUUCAUAAAUGAAAGGCUGGAAAAUGCUGUGGUGUGCAUUUGUAUGCUUUUCUAGAAAAAUGAGGCAUGUACCUGUUUUCUCGGUGUAUGUUAGAUAAUGCAUCUGUUGCGUCUUAUUAGGUUAUUGACUUUUUUCUUUCAGGCGAUGUCAUCUACCUCAAAAUCCUUAGUGCCAUCCUAAGGAUGUUUGUGUUAUACCAACUUGGCUGUUCUCUGUCUUACUCCAUGUCCUUUAUUUUAGACUUGGGAGAGAGAGAGAGAGAGAGAAGAGAAGAGCUAAGGGGAGAGGGAGAGUUCCUCGCAGGAUGUUGCUCACAAUGAAGCUUUUGCAGACUAUAAAUCGCAACAUUGAUACGGUACAUGACCAAUCCAUUUAUUCUUUCUUACCCUUUGUGUGUUGAGUUUCAUGAUAUUGUAAGCCAAAUGUCAGAAAUAAUAUUUGCAUGCAAUGACGUAUCCCUGUUCAACAAUCAGAGCUGAUAUUUUAUGACAUCUGCUUUGUUAGAAAUUUUCUACUUCCAAUCACUGUAAAAAAUUGUUCUAUUAGUAAAUUCUUUUGAUGUCAGUUUUCCUCCCCAUUCAUCCACUUGUUAUUUUUGUGUACAUGUACAAAAUGCUUUGAAUAAAUUUUACUGUAAAUAAUCAGCUUAAGUAUAAUGUUGAAGUUUAAUUUGAGAUAGCAUUUUACUAUACUUCUGCAGUGAAUGGGGGUGCAAAAUUGGCAAAAAUGUGAUAUGAUUUUGGUUGGAUUUGCCUGUUAAAGCCUAACUAAUCUGUAUGUGCUAGUUAUAAAUUAACUGUCUGUUAGUCUGUUGAGGUGUUUUUUUGUUGUUGUUUUUUUUUCAGGUAUAUGCCUCUUUUUUCACUUGAGCAUUUAGACUUAUUGAAGAUUCAAAGUGAAUUGUUUGAAAAUAAAUAAUAAAUUUUAUGUGGAAUAGGAGGAAACAGAUCACAUUUGCUCUAUGUUCACUGUGCAUGUAAACUAUUUUUAGUCAGACGUUGUGAUUGACAUCUAUAAUAAUUAUGUUAAUAAAUGCUUUUGAAUUGUGUCUUACACUUUAUGUAUGUUACUGGAGUAGAAUGAUAACUGAGCAACUUUUGGGUAUCAAAUCUAGUUUAGGCAUUUCACUCUCAGCCAAGCUGAUGUACAGUAGCAUUGUUUUCAAUAAUAAAAUUAGUCACAGUAUA